GGAAAGCACACUCUACACUCCCCCUUGCUAGCGUAACACGAGUUGUGAUGUUAGCCUGUUUUCUUGGACACUCCUAGCGCUUUAUCCCACUAAAACCCUGCUAGUUGUUUCAAGCCCCCCUCAAGAAACCAUGGCCGAGCAGGCCUCUGGACCCCCUCUGUCGUCCCAACAUGACGAGGUGCUCCAGCAGCGAGUGGCGGCUCUGGAGCAGGAGCGAGCCGAGUUCAUCAAACUGAAGCAGCAGCUGGAGGUCGAGUUCAACCAGAAGAGGGCCAAGUUCAAAGACCUGUACCUCGCCAAGGAAGUGGAGGUGAAGAGGCAGGCCGUGGUGCUUGACGGCGCUCAGGCCGAGCUGAGCUCCCUGCAGGCUCAGCUGGAAGAGGCCCGGUCUGAGAUGGAGAACAUCAAGGCGGUGGCCACCGUGUCGGAGAACACCAAACAGGAAGCCAUCGACCAGGUGCGCAGCCAGUGGCAGGAGGAGGUGGCGUCGCUGCAGGCCAUCAUGAAAGACACCGUAAGCGAGUACGAGGUCCAGUUCCACCAGCGCCUGGAGCAGGAGCGCUCCCAGUGGAACCAGUACAGAGAGGCUGUGGAGAGGGAGCUGGGGGAGCUGAGACGCCGCCUCACCGAGGGCCAGGAGGAGGAGAACCUGGAGGACGAGAUGAAAAAAGCCCAGGAGGAUGCGGAGAAGCUGCGUUCAGUGGUGAUGCCGAUGGAGAAGGAGAUCGCGGUGCUGAAAUCCAAACUCUCCACGGCCGAGGAGCGGGUGAAGGAGCUGGAGGCCUCUAAGGUUAACAACACUCCUUUUUUGGUCAAAGAGCUAAAUCACGUCCUGGAGGCGGAGAAGUCGUGUCGUACGGACCUGGAGAUGUACGUCGCCGUGUUGAACACUCAGAAGUCCGUGCUGCAGGAAGACGCGGAGAAACUACGGAGAGAGCUCCACGAAGUGUGUCACAAGCUGGAGUUGGAACGGCAGCAGCACAACCAGCUGAAGCACACGUGGCAGCGAGCCAACGACCAGUUCCUCGAGUCCCAGCGCCUCCUGAUGAGAGACAUGCAGCGGAUCGAGAACGUCCUGUCCUCAGAACAACUGCGCCAGGUGGAGGAGAUGAAGAAGAAAGACCAGGAGGAGGACGAGAAGGAGAGGCUGAGCCAGGUGAAGGAUCUGCAGGAGGAGGAUGCGGGAGACAACACGGAGCCUCUGGAGGAUUUACUGCUCGGGCUGAGCGUCGAGGAGCCUAACCUGAGCACCCACGGCUCCAUGCACUCUUUAGACACUGACGUGGUGGCGGGCAGCCUCCUGGACCCCUACAAGGAGAACCUGCGGAGGGUCCAGUCCACAGACAGCCUGGGCUCCUCGCUCUCCGUGCAGCAGGGCCUCGGGGGCCACAACCACAAGGCUAAGUCGGACAGCAACCUGGACGAGUCGGACUUUGGGCCCCUGGUGGGGGCGGACUGCGGCGCGACAGACAUUAGUUUUGGCGACACGUCGUCCAUCGGCUCCAUGAAGCUGACGGCGAGCCACUUCCUGCUCACUAAAGACCAGGAGAAAGCCAUCAAGGCCAUGACGCCGGAGCAGGAGGAGACGGCGUCGCUGCUCUCCAGCAUCUCCCACGCCCCCGACAACGCUUAUCUACCGCCGGGGGGGUACAGGCUCGUCAGCGACAGCGAGUGGAACCUGCUGCAGCAAGAGGUUAAAAACGCUGGCAGGAAGCUGGGCCGGCGCUGUGACAUGUGCUCCAACUACGAGAAGCAGCUGCAGGCCAUCCAGGGACAAGAGGCCGACACACGAGACCAGGUGAAGAAGCUGCAGGUGAUGCUGCGUCAGGCCAACGAUCAGCUGGAGAGAACGAUGACGGAGAAACAGACUCUGGAAGACUCGGUCAAAGUGGGCAACGAGGAAACCGCUGCUAAGGUGUCCGCCCUCAUGCAGAGGGUGCAGGAUUCGGAGACGUUGCUCGGCGCGCUGCAGCAGGCCUUCAGUGAAGCUAAGAGCAACACGCAGCAGCAGAUGGCGGUGCUGGUGAAGUCGAGGGAGCAGGUUGCCGACGAGCUGAGCCGUCUGCAGAGAGACAACGAGAGCCUGCAGGGGAAACACAGGCUGCACGAGGAGCUGCAGCAGCAGGAGGACUUCCAGAUGCCCAACACUGUGCAAGAGCUGCACGGCCUGGUGGUGCGGUUUCGAGAGGACGUGGUAGCGUUGCGGACAUCGGCGGAUCACAUGGAGGAGAAGCUGAAGGCGGAGAUUCUGUUCCUGAAGGAGCAGAACCAGGCGGAGCAAUGUCUGAAGGAGAACCUGGAGGAAACCCUGCAGCUGGAGAUCGAGAGCUGCAAGGAGGAGAUAGCAUCUUUCUCCAGCCUCAAGACGGAGAUGGAGCGGAUAAAGGCGGAGAAGGAAAAGUUUGAGAGCAGUCUAGCAGAGAAGACGGAGACUCUGGAGAACCUGCAAGGUCUGAGGAUCAGUCUGGAGAGGCAGCUUAGGGAGCUCACCACGGCAAAGAGUGCACUACAGACUCAGGCGUUCGAUGAGAAGGACAAAGCUCAGCGACUGCAGACGGAGCUGGACGUCAGUGAGCAAGUUCAGAAGGACUUUGUCAAACUUUCUCAGACUCUUCAGGUUCAGCUGGAGCGAAUACGACAAGCGGACUCUUUGGAGCGAAUCAAAGUCAUCCUCAACGACACCAACUUCACUGACAUCAACCAGCUUCCAGACACAUGAUGGCACCACUGACAGGAAACCGCCUUCAGCUUCAUUCCCCCUCCUCUUCUUCCUCUUCUUCUUCUUCUUCUUCCUCUCGUCACCAACCCCCCAAUAACAUUAUUGAUCCUCCUCCUCCUCUCCUCCUCCUCCUCCUGCUGCCCCGUAACCACCACAGAAGAAGAGUUUCGGAGGGACUAAAGGAGCCUUUUCCUUGUGUACAGAGCACACUGCGGAUAAUAGAAUAAUGAAGAACACUACUAAAUCCUGUAAAUAAGUAAAUGUGUGAUUGUGGACGGAGGGAUCUUCCUGUGGGUCUGUCUGUGUCUCGUUUCUACUGUAGAUAUAUAUUUCCGUCUGUGUUAGCUCAACCAAAAAAAGGUUUGUCGUCGUCUAAAAGCACUUUUCAUCGUCUCUUUCCACGUAAAUUUAGAAAAAAAACGGAUGAAUACAAAUUUUCCUCGUCCUUGAUAAUCGCUUCCCGUUUCCGCUCGCCUCUUCUUUCCUUUAAGCUGUUUUCCUGUGGCUUAUUCCUCCUUGUUCGGCUCAUUUUCACCCUGGAAACAAAGACACGAUGAAGGAGACUCAUGGGAAAUACUUGCACAUAAUUUAACUGACAAAAAAACAACAGGAUUUCAGCAAAAUCAUUCUUAAAAAGCCUCUCCUAACAUCUGACAGAAGCCUUUUGGUUUUAACAGCUGCACCAAUACAGUGAAGAAACAUGUCCUGUUCUACUUUUCAGGUUGAAAAUAAUGGAUUUUAAAACACCUUUUUAUUGGUUUCUUUAUUUGAGUUUCUUAAUGUAAUUUAAAAGCUCUUACAUCACAAUGAGCUGCUUUAAAUUAUAAUUAAAAAAGCUCACUAUCCCAGCAUUAGAAGAGCGAUUAAGUGCUGAUUUAAAGACACUCGGUGGGUUAAAUCCCAACAAAAUUCAAUUAUUUUUUCAUAUUUAUCCUUCGAUUACAAGGUUUAUUUAUCACCAACACAAAUAAUCUUUGAAACUACAAAUGGGUUUCAAUUAAACACUUUUGAAGCUAGUUUAUGCAGCGUUAUUGGGUGAAAAUAAUCCAGAAUAUCCUCCUCGUAUUGUAAUUCAAGCGUUAUUUGAGAAUCACACUUCUGCAAAUCUUCCUUGCUGUUUUCAUCACAGAUCAUUUCAGAGAGAAAGCAUUCCUAUUGGCUGUUCAGCAAACGUAGACGUGCCUGCAUGGUGAUUUCAGAAGUAAUAAUCCUGGUGCAACGGGGGAGUAUCCUGCAGAAAAAGUGGCCUGUGAUGCUUUGGAAACACUGCAGAGAAACCCAGAAAAAGGAGGUUGAAAUUAAUUGAAAAAGAGCUGUAAAUUAUCAGGGAAGCGUUUCAGAGAGAGAGAGAAACCUGGCACUCGUCUGAAACGCUUUGCCGAUUUUGUACAUAGCCUUGAAUCAUAGCAUACUGUCCCAAAGGGCUUGACAGAUGGAGGGCUGUAAUUUCACCUCAUGCAUCUCCAGAAAACUGUCUUCCCUGGGCUACCACUUGAAGGACAACAUGCUCAAAAUAUGAUGAAUUCUUGCCUAAAAUGCACAAAAAAUCUGCGUAAUCCAGCUUUAAACCUCAGAAAGCAAACCAAGACUGAUCUGUGAUUGAUGCAUUAAAACAAACAAUAUCCUUAAGACUUUGCGAUCAGGAAUGCAUCGUUAGUGACCUUUCUGCAUCCGGAAUUGACAUCCAGAACCACUAAAAGCUCUGAGAUUUUAACCAAAUCAAAGACUUUAAAUCUUUUCCCCAGACUUCUAACUCAAAACGAGGAAUCUUUAGUUCUCCAAACAUAAACAAAUCUUAGAGAUCGACCUUUUUAGAUGUUGAAUUCACAUUAAAACGUCUACAGUUUAAGAAGGAAGCGUAAGAUGAAGCUACUUUACACUGCAUCACAAAAAGGUGGAAAAAGCUUUGGUGUGUUUCCAUUAUGUGGUAAUUAAAGGGUAUUUCAGACACUUUUAGACAAUCUGACAAGUGUUUUUAAUGAGGCAUCCUGAGGCUUUUACCCAUCCUAAAAAGACCAAUUAUACUUUAUAAUUAUCCAUAUUCAUUUCAACUAAAAAUGUGGAUUUUUUUGCCCCAGAAUUACACAUUAAAUCUUGGUGUUUUGAAGUCUCAUUGCCCCUUAAAAGGUCAUUGAAUGCUUUUAAAUUGGUCUUAAGUAAGUGACUCUAGGUCUUUUGUGACAGGGUUUCUAUUAUUUCACACUUCAAGAGCUGGUGCAUCAGCUGCUGCAUUUAAGAUAUAGAGAAAUGUAAAAAAUGAGCGACUUCUGGAGCUGAUUUAGUGGGAAAAUGACUCCUUUCACUACAGUCUCAGAAAAACAGGACUUUACCAACCUCAAUUAAUUAAAUUCAAUGGUUUUUCUGUUAUUUUCCCAGCAGUCUCCAUAAAUACGGACUGUGCCACGAUGUUUCGCACUCACUCAAAGCGGCAGAAAUUCAUUUCUCUGGAAACUACGAGGCUUGAAAUGAUCCUGAGAUGAAAAGGAGGGCUUCUCUUUGCAUCGUGAUUAAAACAUAUAAACAUGCAAACAGCAGCUUUUAGGACCUGUUGAUUUCUUCUGUUGACGUGCAUGUCGUACUCUUCCUUUGUGUUGCAUUUGUCCAUACUGUAGAUAUCUGAAGUUGGUAUUUAUGAUUCAGAAAUAUCAAGUUGCACUGACAGAAAAACUGUGUGUCUGAGUGUGAGCGGAGAAGUAGAUAACGUUCAAUAUUCAUGAUGUUUCUUCUCUGAAAAGGCCUUAUUGCAUUAAGGCGUGGUGUGUUUUUAACUUUAUUUGUGACAUUUAAAACCCUCUAAUUGAACGUAUGUCUCCUACAGUGACACAUUUCACUCGUGGCCCAUGUGGCAUUAAUAUGAGGACUCAUCACCGGAAAAAUCCACUGGUUUUUAAGAGUUUUUAUUCCAUAAUCUCUGAUCUAACACCGUUAAAUCCCCCAAAUUAUUGUAGUAAAUGUUAAAAAAUGAGAUGCAAGUUUGAAUUUGUCUGAAAUCUCUAACUGUGCACCGGCUACUACUUUGUUUUUAGCAUUUUAAUAAUGAAAAACGACAUUUACAGCUUAAGUAUGAGCUUUAAAUAUGUGUUUUGGAUGAGUUUGAAUUGGAUUUUUGUUAUGUUUUAAGCCCUGUUUAUUUUACAUCUACAACAAAUGCAAACUUCAAUUUCCCUAUCAAAAAAUGUAAGGUAACAUACGGUCAGUUCAUGAAACACAAGCGAAGGAAUAACCUGUUUUAAAUAUCAGUAUUUGUUCCUUAAAGAACCAGAAAAAGAGCGUUUUUAUUUGUAUUCUGUUUUUGCACUUUACUGUUAAAUGCCGGUCAAUAUUAACCACUUAACACGGAUUAAAAGCGCACAGUUUGAACUUUCAGAUGCAGCUUUUAUCAUUCCACUUAAAGCAUUGGUAUGUUUUACAUUGUAAGAUCUGCACGAGACAGAAAAUCUCACGUUGCUGACAAAUUAAAUGGCAUCCAGUUUAAAAUAAAACACUCCUGAUCCAGA
Molecule: messenger RNA, 6216 nt
Organism: Eleginops maclovinus (Patagonian blennie)
Lineage: Eukaryota; Metazoa; Chordata; Actinopteri; Perciformes; Eleginopidae
Gene: rabep1
Product: rabaptin, RAB GTPase binding effector protein 1
Exons: 18
Coding region: 131-2719 (862 amino acids)
Biological process (GO): endocytosis
Cellular component (GO): intracellular membrane-bounded organelle
Molecular function (GO): growth factor activity; GTPase activator activity
Source: RefSeq, a predicted model, not a curated record